Messenger RNA from Penicillium hordei, 273 nucleotides. RefSeq names its product short-chain dehydrogenase. The record is from RefSeq and is a predicted model, not a curated record. NCBI's taxonomy places the organism in Eukaryota, Fungi, Ascomycota, Eurotiomycetes, Eurotiales, Aspergillaceae. The transcript has a single exon. The coding region runs from base 1 to 273 and encodes 90 amino acids.
AUGCCGGAGGCCGAGCUGAUACGCAAAGUGCCAGCCGCGUCAGAGAUUGCGAGGAAGAUUAUCAAGGCCCUGGAGAAAGGGCACACGUACAUCACAGUGGACUUUCAAAGCUCGCUCCUUUUGAAUAACAUGCGUGGGCCCAGCCCACGCCAUUGGUCCCUCUAUGAUUUCAUCCUAGGGCUGAUCGCAGUAGUGGGCUGGUGGUGGGCUCGACUGGAUUUUGACAGAAGAAUCCGGCGAUAUGGUCAUGCUAAGGGCUAUUCACGGCAAUGA